Molecule: messenger RNA, 2304 nt
Organism: Lichtheimia ornata
Lineage: Eukaryota; Fungi; Mucoromycota; Mucoromycetes; Mucorales; Lichtheimiaceae
Exons: 3
Coding region: 1-2304 (767 amino acids)
Biological process (GO): protein-containing complex assembly; mitochondrial protein processing
Cellular component (GO): m-AAA complex; membrane
Molecular function (GO): metalloendopeptidase activity; zinc ion binding; ATP-dependent peptidase activity
Source: RefSeq, a predicted model, not a curated record
AUGCUUUCACGACUUGCCCAAAUCGGCACUCGACGACAAGUGGCCGGUUUGAGAAAUGCUGUCCCUGCAACAGCACGAUCAUCGCAGCGUUCAGCCAUGCUUUCGAAUCGCCGAGUCAACAACAACAACAACACACGCAAGUACUCGACCGAGAAAGAGAAACCUGAGAAGAAGGAACACCAUGAAGACAACGACAAGCCAUUCAAUGUUCCCAAGGGAUUCGAAGGGUUCUUUGGCAAGAGCAACAAUGCCAAACGAUCGGCAGCUGAAGAAGCAUCGGAUCAUGCAAAGCGAUCGGCUGACCAGGUUCCUAAACCUCCCAAGGGCAGCAACCGUAGUGGUGGUAGUGGUGGUGGCAACCGCCCUCCAGAGAUUCAAAUCAAUGGCAAUGUGGUUCUUGGUACUGCUGUGGGUACCUAUGUAUUAUGGAAGUUGACGGCACCCAGUGAGGAUUCACGAGAAAUCACCUGGCAAGCUUUUCGUGCCUCGUUGCUAGACAAGGGCAUGGUGGAUCGUUUGGUGGUGCUUAAUCGUAACCGGGUGCGGGUUCAUUUACGGCCCGAGGCAACAUCGCUUGGUGUCCCUAAUGCUCAGACAUUCUACUUCAGCAUUGGUUCGGUUGACAGCUUUGAAAAGAAAUUGGAAGACGCACAAAACGAGCUUGGUAUUCCUUCCAGUGAACGUAUCCCUGUGACCUAUCGCGAUGAAAUCAGCAUCCUCAACACCAUGUUACACUUUGCACCCACCCUCUUGUUGAUUGGUGUCCUUUAUUACAUGACCAAGCGUGGUCCUGGUGGUGGUGGACAAGGCAUCUUUGGUAUCGGCAAGAGCAAGGCCAAAAUGUUCAACCAAGAAAAGGAUGUCAAGAUCAAGUUUAAGGAUGUCGCUGGUGCGGAUGAAGCCAAGGAGGAGAUCAUGGAGUUCGUGAAGUUCUUAAAGAACCCCGGUGCUUAUGAACGUCUUGGUGCCACUAUUCCCAAAGGUGCUAUCCUCUCAGGUCCACCAGGUACCGGUAAAACACUCUUGGCCAAGGCAACAGCAGGUGAAGCAGGUGUUCCUUUCUUGAGCGUCUCUGGUUCUGAAUUUGUGGAAAUGUUUGUUGGUGUGGGUCCAUCCCGUGUACGUGAUUUGUUUGCUACCGCCAAAAAGAAUGCUCCUUGCAUUAUCUUCGUCGAUGAAAUUGAUGCCAUUGGUAAAGCACGUGGCAAGGGUGGUCACAUGGGCGGCAAUGAUGAACGUGAAAGCACUCUCAACCAAUUGCUUGUCGAGAUGGAUGGUUUUGAUGAAAGCGAACAUGUCGUUGUAUUGGCAGGCACCAAUCGUCCCGAUGUGCUCGAUCCUGCUUUGAUGCGUCCAGGCCGUUUCGAUCGUCAUAUUGCCAUUGAUCGUCCCGAUAUCGGUGGUCGUGCCGCUAUUUUGAAGGUCCACUUGAAGCCUAUCAAGACCAGUGAGGAUAUGGAAAGCCUUUCUCGCAAAUUGGCUGCUCUUACUCCUGGUUUCUCAGGUGCUGAUUUAAGAAACAUUUGUAAUGAAGCCGCUUUGAUUGCUGCCCGUCAUCACAAGGAUGAAGUGACCGAGGUUGACUUUGAACAAGCUAUUGAGCGUGUGAUUGCUGGUUUGGAGAAGAAAUCACGUGUCUUGUCACCUGAGGAGAAGAAGACCGUUGCUUAUCACGAGGCUGGCCAUGCUGUGUGUGGUUGGUACCUUCAACAUGCCGAUCCAUUGCUCAAGGUCUCCAUUAUCCCUCGUGGUGUUGCUGCUCUUGGUUAUGCACAAUAUCUGCCCAAGGAUCAAUACCUCUUUAGCGAAAAGCAAUUGCUCGAUCGUAUGUGUAUGACACUUGGUGGUCGUGUUUCCGAGCAGAUCUUUUUCGAUACCAUCACCACCGGUGCCCAUGAUGAUUUGCAAAAGGUUACCAAGAUUGCCUAUGCUCAAGUCUCCACCUAUGGUAUGAACCCCAAGGUUGGCCCUGUCUCCUUCAACGAUCCUCAAAGCGAACAGCAAUUCCAAAAGCCUUUCUCUGAAGAAACCGGCACUUUGAUUGACAAUGAAGCACGUGGUCUCAUUCAAGAUGCUUACACACGCACCACUGAUCUCCUCACCAAGCAUAAGGAAGAUGUUGAGAAGGUUGCCAAGCUCUUGUUGGAGAAGGAAGUGAUCACUCGUGAGGAUAUGGAGAAUUUACUCGGCGCAAGACCUUUCAAGGAAAAGACCGUAUAUGAUGAAUACGUUCGACCCAAGAAGACUUCUUCUCCCCCACCAUUCCCUGAAGAUAACCCAUCCGGCGACGUUUAUUCUUCUUAA